GAGAUUUGUGUCGCGUCCUGAUGACGUCACGCUGAAAGCGCCGGUGAACUGCCUCUUCCACGUUGUUCGGGGGUCGGGUUAUGGUUUUAGUGGUUCCACUCUUGGUAUCUGGGUUUGGUUGUCUUAAAUUGCGGAACGCGAACAACCAGGCCCUGUUCGAACCUGCAUCAGCAUAUGUCUGUGGCAACCCGGUUGCAAGAGGACAGCUCUGAAUUCGUCAAGUAAAACGUAUUAGAAGGUGCUUCCACGUGUGUUUGGAGUGACCGCUGGUGCUCGGGAUUGGUUUGGAUGAAAUUAUGGAAGCCGAAAACUCAGAAUAUUUAGGGAGGAAAACCAAACCUACGAAGAUGAAGGACAGUGCUGACCCGGUGAAAAACUUCGAGAAGUGGAAGAAAAAAUACAAUAAGAGGAAAGCACGAGUAAAUCGAGAGAAAGCGGAAAAGAAACCACAGUGGCAGGUCGAACGGGAUUACAUCCACAGACUUGAAAGCAGGUACGGACAGAUCAACACCAAAGACGUUGUCAGGUUUUCAGAUUUCCCCAUUUCAAAGAAAACCCUGCUAGGGCUACAGGAAGCUCAGUAUAGACAGCCCACAGAGAUCCAGAGACAGACCAUCGGCUUCGCUUUGCAAGGUAAAGAUGUCCUCGGUGCGGCGAAGACUGGUUCCGGGAAGACUUUAGCCUUCAUCAUACCGGUGCUGGAGUGUCUGUACCGACAACAAUGGAGCUCCAUGGACGGCCUCGGUGCGCUCAUAAUUUCCCCCACCAGAGAACUCGCCUACCAGACCUUCGAAGUUCUGCGUAAGGUGGGCAAGAACCACGAGUUUUCAGCGGGGCUCAUCAUCGGGGGGAAGGAGCUAAAGAGCGAGUCGGAGAGAAUCCACCGCACCAACAUCGUUAUCUGCACCCCGGGCCGACUACUGCAGCACAUGGACGAGACGGCCACCUUUCACGCAUCCGACCUCCACAUGCUGGUCCUGGACGAGGCAGACCGCAUCCUGGACAUGGGCUUCGCCGAUACAUUAAACGCCAUAUUGGAGAACCUUCCUAGGUCCCGGCAGACGCUGCUGUUCUCCGCCACACAGACUAAGUCAGUCAAAGACUUGGCCCGGCUAAGUCUGAAAGACCCAGAGUAUGUGUGGGUACACGAGAAAGCAAAGUUCAGCACGCCGGCCACCCUGGAGCAGAGCUAUGUGGUGUGUGAGCUCCACCAUAAAGUUAACAUGCUCUACUCUUUCAUUAAGAGUCACUUGAAGAGGAAGAUCAUUGUUUUCUUUGCUUGCUGCAAGGAGGUACAAUACCUGUUCCGAGUUUUCUGUCGCCUAAGACCCGGCAUGCCCAUCCUGGCUUUGCAUGGCAAGCAACAGCAGAUGAAGAGGGUGGAGGUCUACAAUGACUUCAUCAAAAAGCAGAAUGCUGUUCUCUUUGCCACUGAUAUAGCUGCCAGAGGCCUGGACUUUCCUGCAGUCAACUGGGUGCUGCAGUUCGACUGUCCAGAGAAUGCAGACACCUACAUCCACAGGGUGGGCAGGACUGCCAGAUACAAGCAGGGUGGAGAGGCCCUGUUACUUCUGCUCCCCUCAGAGGAGAGGGGCAUGGUCGGCCAACUGCAGGAGAAGAGGGUUCCCAUCAAUAAGAUCCAGGUGAACCCAGAAAAACUGCAGACUGUCCAGCCGAAGCUUGUCGCCUUCCUGGCCCAGGAGAAAGAGCAGAAGGAGAGAGCCCAGAGAUGUUUUGUUUCCUACCUGCGCUCUGUCUACCUGAUGAAGAACAAAGAGGUUUUUGAUGUUUUAAAACUCCAGAUUCAAGAGUUUGCUGUUUCUCUGGGCCUUGCUGUGGCUCCAAGGGUGCGCUUCUUAAAUAAAGUUCAGGCGCAGACAGCUGAGGGAGAUGAACAGAAAGAGGAAGAGCAGUCUGAAGAUGAUGACCUGAGGAGUUUUAAGGCUCAGCUGAGAGGAAACAUUCCUCAUGGGGAAGGUCAAAACUAUCAGUCAGAAGACUCAGAUGAGGAUGGGGAAAGUGGUGAUGAACAAAAUGCGAAUCAGCUGAAGACAACACUUCUGGGUGACGAUGAUGACGAUGAUGACCUAAGAGACUUGGACCUACUUAAAGUCAAAACAAAGAAUGUCUUCAGUCUUACAAAGGAGCAGGAAAAUGAGGAGGAACUCUCCAAGGGCUCCAAAAAAGAAUUUGGAAAAGAAACAAAGUUCAAAGAUGCCAAAAAGGUCCUUAAGAGAAACUUCCAUGUCAACACCAAAGUGACCUUUAAUGAAGAAGGAGAUGCUGUGCAGCUGUGGCCACCUGUCCAACGGGCAGUGACUGAUGAGGAAGAUGAAGAGGUUUCAGGUAUCAAUGUGGAGAAGGCCAAGGAAAGGCUGAAACAUGAAGACCAGGUGUUUGACAAGCGGGAGUACAGCUGCAAAGUGAAAGCUAAACACAGAGAGAAGAGGCUGAAGGCCAAGGCAGCUAGGAGGGAGGCCAGCAGGCAGCACGGACAGCAGUCUGAAGAAGAGGAAGAGGUGGUAGCGUACCUGGCCAAGCACGGCGAAGAUGAGUUUGACCCCAGUGCUCUUCCGGACCCUGACAAUUUGCGAUCAUUGGAGGAGGAAAAGGAGGGCCAAAAGGAUCAAAGAAGAUCAGCAAAAAGGCAACAAAGCAGUGAAAGCAGUGAUGAAGAGCUUAUAGCAGGGAAGAGGAAGAAAGUAAGACAGCUAAAUGAUGAACACAUACCUCUGGACACUGGUCUCUCUCUGGCCGAAGAUGAGGAGUUAGUCUUGCAUCUGCUAGGGGGAAUGAAGUAGAGAAAAUGGGAUAAGGGGUUUAAGGGGAGUGUUGAUGAACUAAUCAGUUAAAUAAAAAAACAAAGUAAAGAGUUAAAUGAGAAAAUGUCCAAACAGAAGUGCCAUUUGUAGCUAGGUUUUGAGUCUGGUGGUGUUUAUAGGAAAAAGUGACAACAAUUAAGAGCUACUUAAGUGUUUUGAUUCUGCACUUGCGUAUAUUUUGAGAUCUCUCACCAGGGAUCUGUGUGUACAUCAGCAACAAAGUCCAAUGCAUCUAUUUUUGUUGAGAUUCACACUGGAGAAACUCAGCCAAUGUGCCUCAUUUGGACUGUUUGUGUGAUUUGAUCAGAUUUGAUUGACAAUAACCACACAACCCACAAGCUGUCAUAAAAUUAUGAUUCAUGUUAUGUAUUAUUUGGCUCAUACAGUACAUGUACAUAUUUUUAAACAACUCGCUGAAAUAAUCAAUGAUUGUAACGUUGGUAGAAGUUAAUUUGUUCACUUGUUGUGCAGUACAAAUAAAAUACAUUUUCAGAGUU
Molecule: messenger RNA, 3319 nt
Organism: Hippoglossus stenolepis (Pacific halibut)
Lineage: Eukaryota; Metazoa; Chordata; Actinopteri; Pleuronectiformes; Pleuronectidae
Gene: ddx10
Product: DEAD (Asp-Glu-Ala-Asp) box polypeptide 10
Exons: 2
Coding region: 297-2801 (834 amino acids)
Biological process (GO): rRNA processing
Cellular component (GO): nucleus
Molecular function (GO): ATP binding; RNA helicase activity; nucleic acid binding
Source: RefSeq, a predicted model, not a curated record